This is a messenger RNA of Nematolebias whitei (Rio pearlfish), 770 nucleotides long. Its product is annotated as extracellular sulfatase Sulf-2. Lineage: Eukaryota; Metazoa; Chordata; Actinopteri; Cyprinodontiformes; Rivulidae. Gene Ontology annotation, molecular function: glycosaminoglycan binding; N-acetylglucosamine-6-sulfatase activity. The record is from RefSeq and is a predicted model, not a curated record. Gene Ontology annotation, cellular component: cell surface; endoplasmic reticulum; plasma membrane.
AGUUUACCAGAGCAGCAGAUUGAUUGAUUGAUUGGUCGUUCAGAGGCCAUGGCGACCCGACUCCUCCUCUUCCUGUUGGUCUCCGUGACGCUUAGCCACGCCCAGUUUCACUCCGGACAGUGGCUGAAGCCCCGCCCACAGAGAGACCGCCGCAACAUCCGUCCAAACAUCAUCCUGGUUCUGACCGACGACCAGGACCUGGAGCUUGGUUCCAUGCAGGCCAUGAACAAGACUCGCCGCAUCAUGGAGGAAGGCGGGACUUUUUUCUCCAACGCCUUUGUGACCACGCCCAUGUGCUGUCCGUCACGUUCGAGCAUGCUCACUGGGAAGUACGUGCACAACCACAACACCUACACCAACAAUGAGAACUGCUCCUCGUUGUCGUGGCAACGGCACCACGAGCCGCGCACCUUCAGCGUCUACCUCAACAACACGGGAUACAGGACAGCCUUCUUCGGGAAGUACCUGAACGAGUACAACGGGUCGUACGUGCCGGCCGGCUGGAGGGAGUGGCUGGGCCUGGUGAAGAACAGCCGCUUCUACAACUACACGCUGAGCCGCAACGGCGUCCGCGAGAAGCACGGCGCGCAGUACCCGCAGGACUACUUGACAGACCUGAUCACAGCUGAGUCCGUCCACUACUUCCGCUCUUCAAAGAUGGUUUACCCUCACCGGCCGAUUCUGAUGGUUCUGAGCCACGCGGCGCCGCACGGGCCCGAAGACUCGGCGCCACAGUACAGCACGGCCUUCCCCAACGCAUCGCAGCACAU